Messenger RNA from Orussus abietinus, 2424 nucleotides. It is a transcript of the gene Syt1, whose product is annotated as synaptotagmin 1. Lineage: Eukaryota; Metazoa; Arthropoda; Insecta; Hymenoptera; Orussidae. The coding region runs from base 152 to 1468 and encodes 438 amino acids. Gene Ontology annotation, molecular function: calcium ion binding; syntaxin binding; phosphatidylserine binding. Gene Ontology annotation, biological process: synaptic vesicle endocytosis; regulation of calcium ion-dependent exocytosis; cellular response to calcium ion. The transcript is spliced from 9 exons. Gene Ontology annotation, cellular component: axon; synaptic vesicle membrane; dense core granule. The record is from RefSeq and is a predicted model, not a curated record.
UCCCCCGUGUCUACCUCACCUCGGGUAUAUUUUAGAGUUUAACAAUGUACUUAUAAGACUAACUCCGUUCCCGACCGCAGGGCAGAAUCAGCAAAGCACGAAGUGAUUAGACGAGUUGUCGGGAGACUGAGGAACCACCUUAAACAGAAAUAUGCCGGUCAUAAAGAGAGAAGCAAACCCAGAAGGGGAGGUAAAUUUGGAGGCGUCAUUGAAUGUAACCGGCAAUCCUAUUGGAAGUUCGCCGAGACCUACGAUAAUUAGUGAAGAUGAAAAAGCCGUAUCACCCGAAGGAAUCACCGAAGAGAGUACAGGGAAAGUUAUCGAAACUAGCAUUGAAACACUUGGCAAGGAUCUCGCGGAGGAAAUGGGUAUACCUACAUGGGGUCUUGUCGCCAUUUUAGUUGCUGUCGGAAUAGUGGUCCUGGGGAUCUGUUUUUGCUGCAUACGAAGAUGUUGUCGCAAGAGACGUUCCAAAGAUGGAAAAAAAGGCCUGAAGGGUGCCGUGGACCUCAAGUCCGUCCAACUCCUCGGCAGCACAUACAAGGACAAGGUACAGCCGGAUAUGGAAGAACUCACUGACAACGCGGAAGAACCAGAUGAAGCUGAAAGCAAACAGAGCGAAGUUAAGCUCGGAAAACUUCAAUACAAGCUUGAAUACGAUUUCAACGCGACUACUUUAGCCGUUACGGUAAUUCAAGCAGAAGAUCUUCCAGCGUUGGAUAUGGGUGGAACCUCGGAUCCAUACGUCAAGGUUUACUUGUUGCCGGAUAAAAAGAAAAAGUUUGAGACUAAGGUCCAUAGGAAGACGCUUAGUCCCGUGUUCAACGAGACCUUCACCUUUAAAGGUGUUCCGUAUGCUGAUGCAAUGAAUAAAACGUUGGUCUUUGCGAUCUUCGAUUUCGAUAGAUUUUCGAAACACGACCAGAUCGGUGAAGUCAAAGUACCAUUGUGUCAAGUAGAUCUUGCACAAACGAUCGAAGAGUGGCGAGAGUUACAAAGUGUAGAGGGUGAAGGUGGCCAGGACAACAAACUCGGUGAUAUCUGCUUCUCGUUGAGAUACGUACCAACGGCAGGCAAAUUAACAGUGGUCAUUUUGGAAGCGAAGAAUCUGAAGAAGAUGGACGUUGGUGGACUUUCAGAUCCUUACGUGAAGAUAGCUCUCAUGCAAAAUGGCAAGCGGUUGAAAAAGAAAAAAACGUCCAUUAAGAAAUGCACUCUUAAUCCCUAUUACAACGAAUCCUUUACAUUUGAGGUACCUUUCGAGCAGAUACAGAAAGUGCAGCUGGUAGUCACCGUGGUAGAUUAUGAUCGUAUUGGCACGUCUGAACCGAUCGGUAAAGUGAUUUUGGGCUAUAAUGCGAGUGGAACGGAAUUAAGACAUUGGUCGGACAUGUUGGCAUCCCCGAGACGUCCCAUUGCCCAGUGGCACACGCUCAAGGAUCCUGAGGAUGGUGACAAGAAGGACUAAACGUGUCCACAGUUACACUAAGGUAUUUAUUUAUUUUUACCUUCAUUAAUAAUGCUAACAGCAAAAUCUUUCGAUAGUAUAGAAAAGGCUGAUACGCGCGUUUAAAAUUCGAUCGAAAUUCAAUUUUUAAAUAAAAUAUUUUCUUUUAAUUAUUUGUGAUUGCAUUUAUAUUGAAAAUACAUAUUUGGUUUGAUUAGGUGAAGAACUUAACACUAUGCCGUCCGCACGUGUAAUCAAGAUUCUUUUAUUUGGCGCAAAUAGGAUCCGUGCAGAUUUUUUUGCCUGUCAUCGGCAUUUUUUAAGGUUUUCGAGAGAUCAUAAACCGUCAUGUUUUACUAAUUCCAAUAGUUCUUAAUCCUGUCCCUCCAUUUUCACGAAAUUUCGAGGAUAUACGUAAAUUAAUGAAAGAUGUUUUGGUAUUAUGUAUGUCCACACGGAACAAAAUCUCUAAUAUACGUACACAGAAUGUUUUCAUAUCUAUGGGAUGUCUCAGUAUAUCAGAAGUUAAAAAUAUAUGUUGUGACGUGGUGAAUUUCAGGACACCCGUCCCAUGGAUUUCUAUGGGCUAAUUAGUUCUUUUGGCCGCCCUUUUAUGACCCUAGAGUCUGGCGGUCCCCUGCCCUCCUCGCAUGUGGGAGCGCCGAAACCUUAUCGGGGCCGCGCCGCGGCUGCUCGUGUUACCUGUAAUAGUGUGCGUCGGGUUGCGCAUAUCCAGGCGUUGUGCGGUGUGCGGCCGGCUCGUGCACGUCGUGUUGCCCUAGCCCUGGCGUUGGGCAACGCGGCUCGUCACAGUAUAUAAUAUGUAUGUAUGCCACACGUAUCUGGCAAAUUAAUGUUCAUUUCCUUAAUAUGCGCGCAACUUACACAUAUUAAGUGUCUUUUAUAUGUGUGAUACUUCAGAUACAAAUAUCUGUUAAAUAAGGAUAUAUUAUACGUUUACUAAACGUAUUUAAAUG